Messenger RNA from Lactuca sativa (garden lettuce), 1398 nucleotides. Lineage: Eukaryota; Viridiplantae; Streptophyta; Magnoliopsida; Asterales; Asteraceae. The record is from RefSeq and is a predicted model, not a curated record.
AUGGAGAAACAGUUGAGAAGCGGCCCAGGAUUAGAAGAUAUUCCGGAUUUGUUCCACUGCAUACAAAUGCAAUUACCGAUAAAAGAAGCCGCCCGCACCAGCGUCUUGUCCAAGUCAUGGCUACAUGCUUGGUCCACCAUCCCUACCCUCAGGUUUCGUGAAGCCUAUCUGUCUGUAGUUAGCAAAGAACCAGAAACAGAGCUGUUUAAGUUAGUCGACCGCACUCUCGUAAGAUAUCUCCGUGACAACAUACCAGUCAAAAGUAUUGACGUUAUUAUCGACAUUGAGAACCAGGAGUCCGCCUCUUUUGCUGAAAAUUGGAUCCGGCCAAUGGCAAUCAGAAGUUGUCUUCGGGAGCUUUCCCUGGCAAUCCGGUAUAGCAACGCCUCCCUUACGUUGCCAGAUGAGAUACUCUCCGGUGAAAACCUAAUUAAAAUGAGUGUUUCCAGUUCAAUGAUUGAUUCUGUUUUGAUGGCUAGUCAUCCUGUGAUCAAGUGUUUGUCGCUUCGAGAACUGAACUUGCAAGAUGUGCACAUAAGUGAACAGGUACUUAAUGACAUACUGUCUACUUGUAGCUUGCUUGUCAAGGUACAGCUUUUCUCUUGCACGGGCUUCAAGACUAUCAAGGUUAAGAACCUUCAUUGUCUUAGAGAAUUAGGAAUAGUUUCCGAAUAUGUAUUAGCAAUGAGUACUGUUUUGGAAAUCAAUGAUGUCCCAAAUAUUCGCUCGUUUACGUUUAUAUCUAAGCCUCUUCCUUUCGACCUGGAUUCACUAGUAAGCGUUACGGAAUUAUCCUUAGGUCAUAUGAUCGUGGACGAUGCUUUUGUGAACAUUAUCCAAUCGAAAUUUCCUUUUCUCGAGAGUUUGACACUUGAUCUGGAUUUUUGGAAGUUGGAAUGCUUCAAUUUUACUUGUGUUACAAUGAAGAAAUUAUCCAUAGUGCUAGACCAAUUCAUUAAGCCAGUCAACAUAAAGGUUUAUGCACCAAAUUUAAUUUCUUUUCAUUUCCGUGGCUUUACAAUGCCUAGUCUCUUGUUUCAAGCCACCAUUCUCGAGGAAAUGGAUCUUGAUCUGUUCCUGAUGCGUCCCCUUAUAAUUGAUGAAUCUUUCUUUCUUAAGAUGAGGGAAGCAUUGACUUUCUCAAGAAAGUGCAACAUUCAAAUACAGAUCACAAAGUUUGAUGACAUAAUACCAUCGGACAUCAACGUCGACGAUCUAACAAGAAGGGUCCCAUUUCCGGCUAUAAACGUAACACAACUGACAUUUAGAACUUUUAGACAAGACAAAGGCUUGGGGGAUCAGCGCUUGCCAUUUUUUGAUGCAUUAUUUACGAUUUGUCAUCCAAAGCAGGUAGUCGCAGUUGUAGACUCAAAUUCUAAGCACAACUACUUUAGCUAG